AUGGACCUCAAGAAAGAUGGCAGGGCACGUGGAAUGGGCUGUGUGUUCUGCAAGAAGUUGGAGCCGGGGCCCAAGGAGGAUGGUGGCCUGGAAGAGGACUUCAGGGGCUACGGGGCUGCAGACCGCUGUGGCCCUGCCCCUACUCAGGGCCGGCCUGCAUCCUCCUUCACCCAUAUCCCCAACUACAACAACUUCUCCCCUCAGACCGCCAGCCCCGCCUUCCUCAAUGGGGGCACCAUCAGGGGCAUCUCAGGGACUGGGGUGACCCUGUUCAUCGCCCUUUAUGACUAUGAGGCCCGAACAGAGGAUGACCUCACCUUCGCCAAGGGCGAGAAGUUCCACAUCCUGAACAACAUCGAGGGUGACUGGUGGGAGGCUCGGUCCCUCAGCUCUGGACAAACUGGCUACAUUCCCAGCAACUACGUGGCCCCUGUGGACUCCAUCCAGGCUGAAGAGUGGUACUUUGGAAAGAUCGGGAGGAAGGAAGCAGAGAGGCAGCUGCUCUCCCCGGGGAACUCCCGGGGGGCCUUUCUCAUUCGAGAGAGCGAGACCACCAAAGGCGCCUACUCCCUGUCCAUCCGGGAUUGGGACCAGGCCAGAGGCGAUCACGUGAAGCAUUACAAGAUCCGCAAGCUGGACACAGGUGGCUUCUACAUCACCACGAGGGCUCAGUUCGACUCGGUACAGGAGCUGGUGCAGCACUACCUUGAGGUGAACGAUGGGCUGUGCCACCUGCUCACGGCGGCCUGCACCACCGUGAAGCCGCAGACGCUGGGCCUGUCCAAGGACGCCUGGGAGAUCAGCCGCAGCUCCAUCGCGCUCGAGCGGCGGCUGGGUACCGGCUGCUUCGGGGAUGUGUGGCUGGGCAUGUGGAACGGCAGCACGAAGGUGGCGGUGAAGACGCUGAAGCCGGGCACCAUGUCCCCGAAGGCCUUCCUGGCGGAGGCGCAGAUCAUGAAGCUGCUGCGCCAUGACAAGCUGGUGCAGCUGUACGCAGUGGUGUCGGAGGAGCCCAUCUACAUCGUGACAGAAUUCCUGUGCCACGGUAGCUUGCUGGAGUUCCUCAAGGACCGGGAGGGCCGGGAUUUGAGGCUGCCCCAAUUGGUGGACAUGGCAGCCCAGGUAGCUGAGGGCAUGGCCUACAUGGAGCGCAUGAACUACAUCCACCGAGACCUGAGGGCAGCCAACAUCCUUGUGGGGGAGCGGCUGCUGUGCAAGAUUGCCGACUUUGGGCUGGCCCGUCUCAUCGAGGAUGAUGAAUACAACCCCCAGCAAGGGACCAAGUUCCCCAUCAAGUGGACAGCCCCAGAGGCUGCCCUCUUUGGCAGAUUCACCAUCAAGUCAGAUGUGUGGUCCUUUGGGAUCCUGCUCACUGAACUCAUCACCAAGGGCCGAGUCCCCUACCCAGGCAUGAAUAAACGGGAAGUGCUGGAACAGGUGGAGCAUGGCUACCACAUGCCGUGCCCCCCAGGCUGCCCAGGAUCCCUGUACGAGGUCAUGGAACAGACCUGGCGUCUGGACCCGGAGGAGAGACCUACCUUCGAGUACCUGCAGUCCUUCCUGGAGGACUACUUCACCUCCACAGAACCCCAGUACCAGCCUGGGGAUGAGACAUAG
This is a messenger RNA of Mesoplodon densirostris (Blainville's beaked whale), 1617 nucleotides long. RefSeq names its product FGR proto-oncogene, Src family tyrosine kinase (gene FGR). Lineage: Eukaryota; Metazoa; Chordata; Mammalia; Artiodactyla; Ziphiidae. The record is from RefSeq and is a predicted model, not a curated record. Gene Ontology annotation, biological process: cell differentiation; protein phosphorylation; cell surface receptor protein tyrosine kinase signaling pathway. Gene Ontology annotation, cellular component: extrinsic component of cytoplasmic side of plasma membrane. The transcript is spliced from 12 exons. Gene Ontology annotation, molecular function: ATP binding; signaling receptor binding; non-membrane spanning protein tyrosine kinase activity. The coding region runs from base 1 to 1617 and encodes 538 amino acids.